Dicrocoelium dendriticum is the source of this 567-nucleotide messenger RNA. Lineage: Eukaryota; Metazoa; Platyhelminthes; Trematoda; Plagiorchiida; Dicrocoeliidae. The record is from the annotation of a GenBank genome assembly.
AUGAUCGGGGGGGGGGGGGGGGGGGGGGGGGGGGGGGGGGGGGGGGGGGGGGGGGGGGGGGGGGGGGGGGGGGGGGGGGGGGGGGGGGGGGGGGGGGGGGGGGGGGGGGGGGGGGGGGGGGGGGGGGGGGGGGGGGGGGGGGGGGGGGGGGGGGGGGGGGGGGGGGGGGGGGGGGGGGGGGGGGGGGGGGGGGGGGGGGGGGGGGGGGGGGGGGGGGGGGGGGGGGGGGGGGGGGGGGGGGGGGGGGGGGGGGGGGGGGGGGGGGGGGGGGGGGGGGGGGGGGGGGGGGGGGGGGGGGGGGGUGGGGGGGGGGGGGGGGGGGGGGGGGGGGGGGGGGGGGGGGGGGGGGGGGGGGGGGGGGGGGGGGGGGGGGGGGGGGGGGGGGGGGGGGGGGGGGGGGGGGGGGGGGGGGGGGGGGGGGGGGGGGGGGGGGGGGGGGGGGGGGGGGGGGGGGGGGGGGGGGGGGGGGGGGGGGGGGGGGGGGGGGGGGGGGGGGGGGGGGGGGGGGGGGGGGGGGGGGGGGGGGGGGGGGGGGGGGGGGGGGGGGGGGGGGGGCGGAUCGCGUGA